UCAUCGUGUUUCCUACUUUGCUUAAUUUUACAUUUGGCUGCUUCACAAGAUUUAAAGGCGUAGGCCAGUUAAGCACCGAUAUAAGAGGGUCCUCUUGACUUUGGUUGUGUCCAGUGCCAGUCAUUCCCUCACGGAAGUCACUUUGUGCGUCCCGGCAAAUAACAGUUUUUUUCGGCUCCGGAGUCGAUCUACAUAAUCGAGAUAACAGAAGACGCAUGGCACUAUUUAGAGAGAUCUCUUGCUUCGCUUUUCUCGUUCUGGGAUUUAUUUUCGAGGCAGCUGGGGAAGACCAUCCAUGCGACGGAAUCAUCGGUGAUACUAAUAACUGGAUUAGAUCAGCGAGGAGGACGAACGUGGUUGUGAUAGGUGGUGGCGCUGCUGGUCUCACGGCUGCUAAAACCCUCAUACAGAAUCAAGCGGGCGAUGUUCUCCUCUUAGAGGCUCAGGACUAUUUGGGAGGACGCGUCAAGACUAUCAGAGAAGGACCACUCCUGGUGGAGGAGGGCGCAGGAUGGAUAAGCGGAGGGUCGGCCAAUCCUCUCUUCAACCUGGCCAAGAGACUGGGCGGGAUGAACAGCCCCGUCAGGAAGGAAUCCUAUGACUGGAGGGCGAAGACAUCCAAUGGCCGAAACGCUGACCCGAGCGGCUUCGACGUCGCUGCUUCCCUCAUGGAGGAGUGCGAUGUGGACCCGGCACUUGUUCCGUAUCACAGCACAGGAUACGGACGCUGCUUCUUAGACAAGUUCCCUGUACGAUAUUUCGCAGCUCCAAGUGAAAAAGAGGCUUGGCUUCAUUACCUGCAUAUGUGGGUGAACAAAGAGGCUGGAACCAACGACUGGAUGGAUAAAUCCGCCCGCGAUGCCGACCAUUUCACUGAAUGGGACAUGGCAGACCUGAGGCCCUGGAGAAGAGGCUUCGACACUUUCAUCCAGUACCUCAGGCAAGAAAUCCCCGCAUCCCAAAUCAAGACGUCUUCGCCCGUGUGCAAGGUCUUCUGGGAUUUAGACGACGCAGAGGGAAGCGUCUUGUUGGUGACGUCAGCCAGGGAGGCUUACCUAGCCGAUUACGUCGUCAUCACGACGUCCGUCGGUCACCUCAAAGAGAGACACAGGAGCAUGUUCGAGCCGGCUCUUCCUUCGGAGUACCUGGAUACUUUAAAUGGUGUUGAACUGGGUGUGACGGACAAAAUUCUGAUUGGGUGGAACGAACCCUGGUGGGGAAAGAGGCCACUUGACCUUCACAUUAUCUUCCAGGAUUUCAACCUCCCUUCGGAGGAGUCGUGGCUGUACAGCAUCAUGGAGUUUGUCAGCACCCAGAGACACGACAACGUCUUACAAGCCGUCGUUACCGGCGAGUCGGCCAAGUUGAUGGAGAACUUACCGGAGGAAGAGGUCAAGAACCAGGUCGUGCGGCACCUCAAGAGGGUCACGGGUCAAAAUGUUCCUCCUCCGUCCUUCUUCAGGAGGUAAGAAUUGUCUUACUUGUCCGCCUUCUCAGGAGCGUUUCUGAUU
Macrobrachium nipponense is the source of this 1511-nucleotide messenger RNA. Its product is annotated as spermine oxidase-like. The record is from RefSeq and is a predicted model, not a curated record. Bases 216 to 1469 code for a protein of 417 amino acids. The transcript is spliced from 10 exons. Lineage: Eukaryota; Metazoa; Arthropoda; Malacostraca; Decapoda; Palaemonidae. Gene Ontology annotation, molecular function: polyamine oxidase activity.